AAGUGUUUAAGAGCCACAGGACAUUACGCCCACAACCCGGGACAGAAUCCGGAAGUGGAUUUUCAUUGCGCUUUUCGGAUUGGUCGCUUGUGUCACAUGAGCAUUCUCAGCAUGGAGAGUGAAGAGUACGAGGAAUGGAUGUUGGAGUCUAUUCGCCUCUACAAGGAUCUACAUGACUUUGAGCUUCAGGGUCCCACAAGAGUUGUUGAGUGGAUAGGGGAUAAAAGUAUCUGUGUAGCAGGAUAUGACAGUGCCAAGAGAAAUGAAAUCCUACAGCUGCUCAUUCCACAGAAACUGCACGCCAAAGAGAAUCCGGGUUUGUGCCCAGAAAGAGAUUUGAAGGUGGAACAUGGAGGAUUUAUUGAUGAGCCUGUGUACAGCCUGAAACACAUUCCUCAGAGCAGUCUGAUAGUGACGAGUGGGCCGGCGUCUUGUCCUCUGUGGGUUUGGCAAAUAGGCCCAGAAGAUAGAGACGUCAUUCAACCCAUCAGCACCAUCCCUUCUGAAGCUGGGAAAGGAACCUGGACACGAAUUGCCACUACGACCUCUGCAUCUCCCCAGAUUCUACAUGGGUCCCAGGCCGACAGCAUCCGACUUACAGACAUCAAAUCCACAAAACAGAUUCACACUUUAGGUGUGUCCGGGAGUGAUGGCGUCAGCACCCUCUGUUUUCUGGACUCUCGCACAGUGUUUGUUUGCUGUAUGAAUGGAAGGCAGUUCAUUGCGGAUAUACGAAUGCCGGGGGCCGCUAGUGAGGGGAGUGUGGGUGAAGAGGGGCUUUCUUGUGUCACCUGGUGUUCAGCAGUUCAUCCCUCAAAGGAAGAUGUUUGUUCCACAGUUGCAAGUGUUUCAUCUGAAGGUCACAUGUGUCUUACCGACCCCCGAAACCUUAGUGUCCCUCUUAAAUGUGCCACGUGGUGCACUCCUAUUCCUGCUGCUUCGGAACAGCUUCUGAGCAUCUGCUGGGCCCCUGCAUUGUCCGACUGCAUCUCAGUGUCAGGCUUCGGGGGCUCGGUGCAAAUCUUUGACACAAAACGGUGGGAUUCUGCUAUGAAAGAAAGAGAGGCCGUAUUUAUACACAAAGGGCACUCGGUCAUGGGAACAUGUGAGGAUGGAAGGGAGCCGACUGUUACAGCACAUGCGUGGCACCCGUGGAAAGAAAGAACUGUUCUAUCUGCAGCCAGCGACGGCUCUUUACAUGUCUGGAACUGGUCAGACUUACCGGAGCAUGAUGGAACCGAGCUCUGACCUUUACUCCAUGUUAAUUUGUGUUGGUGGCAUCGUGUUUUCUUUUGUUAGAUAAGUACAUCUUUUACACAACGGUGUCUUUUAAUGCACUGCUAUUAAAUGCACCAUGUUUUAUACAAAA
Messenger RNA from Xenopus laevis (African clawed frog), 1369 nucleotides. RefSeq names its product WD repeat domain 73 L homeolog (gene wdr73.L). The record is from RefSeq and is a predicted model, not a curated record. The transcript has 8 exons. Gene Ontology annotation, biological process: cytoplasmic microtubule organization. NCBI's taxonomy places the organism in Eukaryota, Metazoa, Chordata, Amphibia, Anura, Pipidae. Gene Ontology annotation, cellular component: cytosol; spindle; cytoplasm. The coding region runs from base 97 to 1248 and encodes 383 amino acids.